Messenger RNA from Triticum aestivum (bread wheat), 731 nucleotides. RefSeq names its product vesicle-associated membrane protein 722. The record is from RefSeq and is a predicted model, not a curated record. The coding region runs from base 1 to 495 and encodes 164 amino acids. Gene Ontology annotation, cellular component: membrane. Gene Ontology annotation, biological process: vesicle-mediated transport. The transcript is spliced from 4 exons. Lineage: Eukaryota; Viridiplantae; Streptophyta; Magnoliopsida; Poales; Poaceae.
AUGUACGCGCACCCCGGGGAACCCUACUGCGUGGUGGCGACGGAGGCGGCGGGGCGCGAGGUGCCCCUGGCCUUCCUGGAGAGGAUCAAGGAGGAGUUCAACAAGCGAUACGCCGGAGGCAAGGCCGCCACCGCCACCGCCAACAGCCUCACCAAAGAUUUUGGGCCGAGGCUGAAGGAGCAGAUGCAGUACUGCAUGGAUCACCCCGAGGAGGUGAGCAGGCUGUCCAAUGUGCAGGCCCAGGUCUCAGAGGUCAAGGGCAUCAUGAUGGAAAACAUCGACAAGGUGAUUGAUCGCGGGGAGCAAAUCGACGGCCUGGUGACGAGGACCGAGCAGCUCCACGACCAGGCCAUGGAUUUCAGGACUGAGGGCACGCGGAUCCGCCGAAGGAUGUGGUACCAGAACAUGAAGAUCAAGCUCAUCGUCGCCGGCAUUGUCGUCGCCAUCAUCCUCAUCAUCGUCCUCUCCAUCUGCCAUCGGGACCACUGCAAGUAGCCAUAGCAUAUCAUCCUAGCUUCGUCCACAGCUUGAAUAGAAAAUUUAAGUCUCAAUCGUUGAUUCUAUAAUAUUUACUAUACUACUGGUUCUCGCGAUCGAUCCGAUCAUGUCAAGUCACCUGCCAUGGAUUCAAGGCCUGCUAGUAGGUCUACUCAUCAGCUAGAGAAGAAACACACGGGGAAAUGUAGCCCUUACGGCUCUUUGAAAAAUUCACUUUUGAGAAGUUAACUUUA